This is a messenger RNA of Penaeus chinensis, 1657 nucleotides long. RefSeq lists its product as uncharacterized. The coding region runs from base 224 to 1525 and encodes 433 amino acids. The record is from RefSeq and is a predicted model, not a curated record. The transcript has 13 exons. NCBI's taxonomy places the organism in Eukaryota, Metazoa, Arthropoda, Malacostraca, Decapoda, Penaeidae.
GUAUACCCUCCCUUUUGCCAGAGCGACUUCCUUGUUAUAUUUAUCACAAUUCCCCUUAAUGUACAGUGUUCACAGGGGAAAUGCGCGUGCUAGUACGCUUUCAAGUUCAUAAAGUUGAUGCGCUGAAAAGAAUACGUAAAGGCGCGAAAUACGAGAUUGCGCACCUCGAUCUUCAUUUAGUAAAAAAAAAAAAAAAAAAAACGCAUUCUACAGCCAAGAAAGGAUGUUUUUCGAUAUAGUGUCUGCCUUUCGUUCCAGAAGAAUGAUGAUGUUCGUAGUGACUACGCUGGUUAUCCCUUCCCUGACUCUUUCAGGUGACCCGUGUACAGUGCAGAAAAUUGAAGUCAACAAAGAGCCCGUGCUGGAGACCUAUGUUAAUUACACCUUCGUCGGACCAACUAACUGUUCUUCUCUCAGGUGUAAUGGACCGAUCAGUACUGUGUCUGUCAUACCAUGCCAUGACACCAGUCGCCAGCUGUACUCCUUUUCGAUUCAGAAAAAUAAGAGAUCUGGCCUGAAAUGCGUCAAAAACAGAGGCUGUGUGAGACUGAAGUGUGGCUCCAUCACGUCGGAUCCCGUGCACGUCAGCGGCAUCGUCAGGAACAUCAGUAUAAGCAAGCCGUUUUUCAGGAGCGACAAGACACUAGAAAUGACCUUCGCCUCCUACGAACAAGUGAGACACUGGACCAUAGUGGUGAAGGACGAGGCUGGGAAGCUCUUGGCACUGAAGGUAACUCGGGGGGCAGCAGACCAGCACGUGAUUCAUAGUCAGUACGUGCUCGGCAAAACCUACACGCUGUUGGUGUUCCCAGUACUGAAUAAGCCAGAUAGUGACUGCAAGAUAAGAUUCAUAAAGAAAAUUAUCUUUAACGAAACCACAAAUACACACAAAGGCGAAAAACCGGCGGACCCGAACCAACUGAAAAUCAGCCUCGCCAUCGUUUUCCUGCUUGUGGUCCUCGCCAUAUCCUGUCUCGUCUGGAGAAGUAGCACUCGGGUUCAGAGGCGGCCGGAUUUUAAUGCCCGGCUGGAACUGUUGCCUUCAAUGGACGUCUUGCUGGUUCACACCAACGAGUCUUCGGAACUUCGAGACAGAGUCGGAGAUCUCACGAAAACGCUUCAGAAAAACAGGAAGAAAGUAUACGAUAUCUACAGCGACGGAGAUUGCACGAUGAGGCACGACCCCCAGGCUUGGCUGUUUAGCAAGAUUCACUCGGAGGUGUGGCUGGUUCUCGUCUUCACGCGGGCGUUGGGGGACCUCUACGCGCAUCUCGCCGCUAAUCCAGAUUUCGUAGAGCCCCACAAGAUCCUGCACCGACCCCCCCACGCCUACGACGGGAACCUGGUGACUGUCUUGAAAUUCCUUCUCGACCAGCAAGACGACAGCCGAUGGUUAACCGUAAGAUUUGACGACCUGGAGGCAGAGGAGUCGUUCGUGGAUUGCGGUCCUCACGUCCUGAUAGGCGCCAGGGUCUUCAGGAUCCCUACGCACGAGAAGGACCUACUACAGACACUCAACGCCUGAGGGAUAAAUAUUGGCUUAAAUGAACGCAAACGCAGACCAUAGUGACGCAUGUGCGAAGGCGAGUUAUAAGUAUUGACUUAAAUGAACGCAGAUGUGAAUAUAGUAACGUAUGUGCAAAGUUGAGAUUGAAAA